CAUACAUCAUAAGAACAACAUUAUUUAUUUUCAAAUUUUGUGACUAAUUGUGAAGCUUAAAUUCAUUGUACAUUAUAAAUGUUCACAUAUUACACUGUAAACCGAAUGAAAUGUGAACCUCUGAAACCACUUCAUAUUGUAUUUGCACUGGAAAUGCAAAUUUACAUAGCAGAACCAGUAUGUUGCGCUUGUUGGACACUGCAAACAAAGCCUGAAUGGUAUUUCUCACGGGGGAAAUUCCAGUUUUUCCUGGCUAUGAGCAAUAAGCAUCACGUGAUUGUCACUAAAAUACACGAUAUAUAAUGGAUUGAAGGCGCGCUGUUCUUCACUGUUGCAAUACUACAGCAACUGAUGAAAACGUCUAUCAUCACUCUGUUUGCACGCUAACAGGCCAUACACAGCUUUUCAACUGUAAACCAGGAAUAUUUUGGUGCUCAUCAUGGAUGUACAGCGUGGACAUUGCUGGAGAUGUGAGAAAGUUCUUCCACAGCUGACUGUGCCUUGCAGCCGCUGCAAUGUGGCUGUCUACUGCAGCACACCAUGCCUGGACAACGAUACGGCUAGACACAGCUCUGUUGAGUGCCGGAUGUUUGGGCCACGACGAUGCGGCAAUUGUGGAAAAACUCCUCCUAAUAUGAAAGAGUGUGCCAGUUGCAGUAAUGAAUGGUACUGCAGCAAGGAAUGCCAACUGACUGACUGGAAAUCCCACAAGCCAUCAUGUAAGGAAGCUAAAGAUUCAAUGAAAACAUUGGCAGAGAAGCUCUACCAGCAGCGCUCUGCCACAGACAAGACAAGCAAGGACUUUCCCUAUUACAUUGGUAACAUCUUUGCCGAAGACUUCCUUCAACUUGAGGGCAAUGAAUUAACAUCUGGAGUGAAGGAAGACAGCUUGGCGAGAGAUUACCAUAUUUUGUCAGUUGGUUGUGGAAACCUGCGCAAUACAGUUUUGACGGCUGCUUCCUUGCCUGAUGAGUACCAGGGAAAACUUCACAUCACCCUCAAUGACUACGACCCUUUUGUCAUGGCAAGGAAUGUGCUGUUUCUCUUCAUGUUUGUCCGCUUUGCAGACACUGACUACAUUGCUUCCAGUUUGACAACCAUCUGGUACUCACUCCAUAUUUCUAAGAGAGACUACGACUUGAUCAAGACAACCUUGGAAGAACUCAUUCAGAUGAGUGCUCAGCAACUCCAUGAUGUCACCAAAGGACUGGUAACUGUCCUGGAUGAAGACCUGAGCUCUCUGUGUGGGAUUUGGGGAAAGUGGCGAUCAUUAGAAUGUCAACGUCACAAAAGCACCUCAAUCAAUCUGAGGCAACAAAGGAUGGAGCAAUUUCAGAAGGCAAACAUGGCACAAAACUUAUCUUCCUAUUUCAAAGAGUUAUCUGGCACUGAGAAGAAGAAGGUACAAGAGUGGUUCGACCAUGCACUGUUUUUUUCAACUGAAAGAAAAGAAAAGAAUAUGCCAUUUGACAACCCAACGCUAACUGGACGUGAGCCUCUGCAUACGUUUAAAGCACCUGAAGAGUCCAAGUUUGUUUACAGUGUAAACGCAGAUGCAUUUCCCUACCAAGAGUGGGACUGUUUGAGAGUAAGAGAGCACACCCCUGGAUCCCACUCCUCUCCGAUGGUGAUGUACCACAAGUACGUGACAAACCUCCUCCAGAAAGUCAAGAGUCUCAUCCUUCAAGGAAGGCUCCUUAUCCAGGUCUCCUUGGCAAACUGUCUGGACUUUCCGAAUCACCAUCAAACCAUGAACAUGUCCAACUAUGACCGAAUCUUCACCUCCAACAUCGCUGACUAUGUCGGCAUUCCUAGGCUUCUCCACACAUUCAAGCCCCUUCUCAAUCCUACUAACAGCUUCUCGGUGAUUGUGACCGAAUACAUGAAUUGGCUCAGAUAUAUACCGAAAGCUGAUACAAAACUUGCGUUCAUGCUUCAGCAAAUGUCCCUAAAGUUUUUGGAAUGUGGUGCUGCAUUCAGUGAAGAUACCCAAAAAAACUACCCCAUCGGCCCCAGCAACUUACGCGAGUAUGAUGACAACACCUCCUACUUUCUCCAAUAUCUCCGAGCAGAUAUCAUGGCAGGGGGACGCGGGAUUCCAGCACUCCAAGCUGUUCCUACAUUCAUGAGUGUGAAGAAGUACCACGGUAUGGAAAUGCGGAACUUUAGGACGGGGCUGAACAAGCUGGUACCAUUUAUGUAUCGUAAGAAUGCUAGGGAUCUUACUAUGCUGAAUGGUAGUGACCGAGCUGUAGAGUGGUGUCUGCCUAAAAGUGAUGCUUAGACAGAUAUCUCCGGGCAAAUUGCGGCUUCCUGAAUCUAACACUUUGCCAUAAACCAAGUGACCUAUCUAAUAAGCCUCGUAUUAUUUGACCAAUCAUAGUGGAGCGCUGUGGUCCAAUGGUUACAGUGUUUAACUGUGGUCUAGGGCAAGACACUUCACUACAAUUGCCUCUCUCCACCCCAUAGUAUAAAUGGGUACCUAUGAAGGUACAGAGACCAGAAUGCACUGAAGGGAACACAGUGCUGUGAAGGUAGAGAUCAGAAUGCACUGAUCUCUAGCUCCAGCAAAAACUGGUCUCAUAGCCUGAUGAACAGGGGUAACAAUUGUGAUGCUCUUUCAGAACCUUGGUAUAAAGUGCUAUAUAAGUACGGCAUUAUUAUUAUACAUUGUACUUAUUAAUGUCCAACAUGUAUCAUGUACAGUAUAUGAUGCACGGGGCUGGAACACGUAGUGUGGCAUUAUUGGAGAGAAGCACCACGCGUGCAUUAUUCGUGACUUACUGGAGUGGUCUAUUGCAAGUACAUGAACAAAACCUGGGAUAUCAAACAUUCCAUUAACUAAUCUAACCCCUCCAAGGGUUCCUCAGGACUAUGCUAAAUCAAACAGAGUCCAAUGGUUACUUCUUGCUCAAUCCAACAGAUUUAGUGGUCUGCUGGAUCCUACAGAGUCCAACUUGGUGUUAUUUAUCAGUACCCAACGGAAUCUGACUCUGUAUGUACAUGUACAUUUGUAC
Patiria miniata (bat star) is the source of this 3017-nucleotide messenger RNA. RefSeq lists its product as uncharacterized. Bases 440 to 2284 code for a protein of 614 amino acids. The record is from RefSeq and is a predicted model, not a curated record. Lineage: Eukaryota; Metazoa; Echinodermata; Asteroidea; Valvatida; Asterinidae. The transcript is spliced from 3 exons.